AAAUGGUUCCCUUCCCGUUUCGGGGCCAGGAAUGCUACUAAAUAUGUGCGCAGCUCGGACAACCGAGACAACAUGCCAUGGCAGCAGAACUACAUAAGAAGAAGAGUCGGGGCCUUCUCUGUCUUUGUUUGUUCUGAAAGAAAACGAGAAUCUCUAUCAUCUAUCUACGCACCCCCUGAGUGGUGUUUGUUCUGCAUUGUUUUCUGUCCCCGUUCUUUCUUUCUUUCUUGAGGUGUUGUUAUUCGCGAAGGCUGUGUUUAUUCUCAACCACAACAACAGCGUACAGUAUUAUAUUAUAAUAAUCUGGAGAAUACCUAGAUAGGUAUAGAUAUGAGGAUGCGUGGACAGAUGAUUGUUUUCAUACCCUGGACGCUGCUCCUAGGCUUCGGGGCUGCGAUCACAAUUAUCCCGGUUUUGGAAUCUACCUCCACGGUCGCUGCUGUGUCGGAUAGCUUGUCGACGAGUGAGAGUUCGAGUCUUGAGGUGGCGUCGACGGCGGGAUCUUCUGUUAUUGCGGUUUCGGCGGGGACUUCUUCGUUCGGCUUCAGUACUGGGAUCAGUACUACUGGUUCUACUUCCUCUACCUCCUCCUCGUCUUCGUCCUCGUCCUCGUCCUCCCUGUCCACUUCUACUUCCAACAUCAGGUCAAGUAGGAGCACCAGCACCAGCACGAGCACCAGCACGAGCACCAGAACAAGCACCAGCACCAGCACGAGCACUAGUUCAACCCUAUACUCAACCCCGACCCCAAGCAUAUUCAUCAGUACCACCCCACCCACCAGCACCAACACCACCACACCAUUAUCGUCCCCAACCAGCCUCCGCGCCGCCCUAACUCCUCCGUCCUCCAAUUCCUCAAGCUUCCUCCCCCCUUUCUCCACCAGCGCAGCCCUUCCCAGUCCCCCCACGACGAUGAUGGUCCCUACGCCUUUCCAGGCCGCUGGAACAGCGGGGUUCGUGACAGCUUCGGCGUCGAUGGUGUCGAUAGCGGUUGUGGGGGUGCUGGGGAUGUUGAUGGUUGCGUGAGGUGGAC
Amorphotheca resinae ATCC 22711 is the source of this 1033-nucleotide messenger RNA. RefSeq lists its product as hypothetical. Lineage: Eukaryota; Fungi; Ascomycota; Leotiomycetes; Helotiales; Amorphothecaceae. The transcript has 2 exons. The coding region runs from base 331 to 1026 and encodes 231 amino acids. The record is from RefSeq and is a predicted model, not a curated record.